UACGAGGUCCGUGAAUUUCUUUCCUUUGAUACUUUGCCGUUCGUUGCGUUUAUCCGGAGCACCGUUUGGUCUCGUUGUGUCUUACUCUUCGCACGUAAGUAACGAUGACGAGCCACAUUCAAGAUGUGAAGCCGUUGCCCCACCACGCUAGAAAAUCGGUCUGCGGUAGCCGAGCGUCGUACCGCCAAGGUAGAAAAGCAACCGCCGUCAAAGUUUACACGAUCAACCAGGAAUCGCGCUACUUGCUCAUCAGCAACGUGAACGCCGUCGGAGCCGCCGAAGACCUCAAAGACGCCUGCCUCGAGUACGGCGACAUCGCCGACUACCACGCCGUGGACGGCUACGAGACGGAGCAGUUCACGGAAUCCUACCUCGUCAAGUACGUCCGAAUCCAGUCGGCGCGGAUCGCCAAGAAAAAGCUGGACGAGAGAUCGUUUUUCGGUGCCGUGCUGCACGUCUUCUACGCCCCCGAGUUUGAAACCGUCCAGGAAACGCGCGGAAAAUUAGAGGACCGCCGCCGGUACGUCGCUUUCAAGACGGGCCAGUCCUUCAAACCUCGCGGCGGGGGUGCUCGAGAUUGCAAGAGACGUCGCGACGACCACGCCGACCGGCGAAUUUCAGCACACGAUGUUCAGACUACCGAAACGCCAGCCGUUUCGUCGUACAUUUGGGCCGGCCAAGAGUAUCCCUUGGUGCCUUCGGGCCACACGACGUCGUACAGCGACUGUUGGCAGGCGACGGCGCCGUUGAACGCUCUCUACAACGACCAGCCGCUCUGUUUCAACCAGCCUCCCAGGCCGACCCAGGAAGCGGCCGCCGAGGAACCCGUGACGGAGGAGGCGGGGCCAAAGAAGCAGACUUCACACGAACUCGCCACCGACGCCUACGAGAGGACAAUCUCGCUUAUACGAGACAGGGUGAAAGGGGUGUCGGUGCCCAAUACGGACGUGCUGUUGAGGAAGCGAAAGUUGUAGUUGAAUAAACCCAAUUGCUUGGUUUU
Messenger RNA from Ixodes scapularis (black-legged tick), 1000 nucleotides. RefSeq names its product RNA-binding protein 48. The record is from RefSeq and is a predicted model, not a curated record. Gene Ontology annotation, cellular component: nucleoplasm. The transcript has a single exon. Lineage: Eukaryota; Metazoa; Arthropoda; Arachnida; Ixodida; Ixodidae. Gene Ontology annotation, molecular function: nucleic acid binding. The coding region runs from base 105 to 974 and encodes 289 amino acids.